AUGUCAUCUGACAAAAGAGAUAAGACCGAUUUCCCUGUCCAGGACCCUGACUCCAAGAUGGGCAAGACGCUGAGUCUCCAAGGAUCAAUGCAAAUCGGAGAAGCCAAUGUCGACAACAGCCAUAGAGGACGCAAAGUCCUCAAAAGAAUUGAUUUCUGCCUCAUGCCAUUGCUCCUUGUGUCAUAUACGCUACAGUUCCUUGACAAGCAGUCUCUCAACUUUGCCUCUAUCAUGGGCAUAAUCGACGACUUGGACCUGGUUGGAUCACGGUAUAGUUGGUGCAGCAGUGCUUUUUACUUCGGUUACCUCUCUUUCAGCUACCCAGCAUCUUUCCUUAUGGUCCGCUUGCCACUGGGAAAGUAUCUCACUGCCUCCAGCUUUGCCUGGGCUAUCAUCCUUUGCUGCCAUGCCACAGUCCAAACGUUCCCCGGCCUAUUAGUCGCUCGCUUCUUUCUCGGCGUAGCAGAAGCUUCGAUCUCACCAGGCUUCUCUCUCAUCACUGGCAUGUGGUAUAAACGCGAGGAACAGCCUUUCCGACACGGCAUUUGGUUCCUCGGAAACGCAAUUGCUACGAUGCUAGGAGGCUUAUUAGCUUAUGGCAUCGCCCAAAUUAGCAGUCCCCUUGCAGCUUGGCGAUGGCUCUUUAUCAUCUUCGGUCUCAUCACCCUUGUCUGGGCCAUCGUCUUGGCCAUCUUCCUUCCCGACACCCCCGAGAACGCACGAUUUCUCACCGAACAGCAACGCAUCGAUGCCGUCGAUCGAAUCAGGGUCAACCAGACUGGUAUGAAGAACAAUAACUUCAAGUGGGAGCAGGUCCGGGAGGUUAUCAAGGACCCAAACGUGCUGUUGUUGAUGCUCUUUCAACUUACAUUCAGUAUCCCCAAUGGAGCCCAUACAACUUUCAGUAGUCUUGUCAUGGCAGGCUUCGGCUUCAAUAGGCUACAGGUCUAUUUACUCAACAUGCCAAUGGGUGCCAUCCUAGCUUUCUUCGCACUCGGGUCGACCUACCUCUGCAGUCGCUACAGUGGGUACAGAACCAUUAUUGGCGCAUGUCUCAGCUUGAUCAGUUUGACUGGCUCAUUGCUCGUCCGCUACGGCCCAAACCAGGGCAGUCAACUCUUUGGACUAUGGGUCUUUGUCGCAUUUGCCGCUGGCUUUCCCAUCUCGUUGUCCAUGGUCGCUUCCAACGUCGCUGGCUUCACUAAGAAGAGUGUGGCUUCAGCAAUGAUGUUCAUGGCGUACACAGCUGGAAACAUCAUCGGCCCGUUUUUGUUCUUCCCGUCUGAAGCGCCAGGAUAUUCAAGUGGAUUCUUAGCCACGACGAUUUGCUUCGGCGUGUCGACGCUCACCAUGCUCCUUCUGCGUUUCACCUUGAUCCGAGAGAAUAAGAGACGUGACGAACUUCAGCAGACCAAUGCUUCGGCGCAUGAUGAGAACGGACACUUGGAGAUUUCCGAUGUCACAGAUAGGAAGAACCUCAACUUCCGCUACGUUUACUGA
Molecule: messenger RNA, 1500 nt
Organism: Fusarium sp. VM40
Lineage: Eukaryota; Fungi; Ascomycota; Sordariomycetes; Hypocreales; Nectriaceae
Source: the annotation of a GenBank genome assembly